AUGCAGGAGCACACAGAAUCAUUACCUACUUUGCAGGUAGAACAUUCCUCUCUUGGGGCAGAGAAUCAGAUUCUGCAGCCACAUGUGCAUCAUCUGACCAAGGAGAGCACUACUCAGAGACAAAUCAUGCCUGCCUUUGCCAUCCCAAUGAUGCCUUUUCCCUGCUCACUUAAGAAUUUCUUCCAGUUUCAUGGUGACUCUGACAGUCUUUCAGUGUUUCUUACUCAGGACUAUUUCAAAACUCUCAAGAUCCUCAAUCUUGUACAUGAUCCCCAAGUGAAGUUUUUUUUCGUUUUUGACUAACUAUCUCAGCAGAUGGGAAGUUGUAGGGUGAUAUCUAGGUCUGACCAGAGUGCUCUGUUGAAGCAAUAAGAAAACUGUUCUUGAAUUAUAGUGAUCAUUUGGUGAGUCAAAAACUACCAGGAAAUGAACCCUCUGGUGAAUUCUAAGGUUGACAAAGGGGACAACUCCUCUCAACAGAUUGCUAUUACUUUCUAGCUUCUUGCUCAAAGUCUGUGCUGCAAUAAAACCAAUCAGAAUGAUCACUUCCAAGAGGGAGAAGCUGACCCCAUUCAGAAUGAAGUGAGUGUUGCAGAUAUGAUGAACAACUUUCCAAAUCUGAUCACUCAGUGUAUUCAGUUGGACAAGAAACAUAGUGACAGGUCAAAGGUCUUGCAGUAAGAGGCUCCACUCCCAGUGUUGCCUUCCUUGAUCCAUCACCAAACCUUCUCCAUCACCACAUGUCUAUCAUUCAAGGAAGAGCUUAUACAGCUUCAAGGACGCCAGCCUCCUCUCGCCCCAGCCAAAGAAGCUCACCAGCAAGAAACUCAGUUGUGCCUCUACUGCAGCCAGGUUGGUCCCUUCACAAGAGAUUGCUUUGUCAAAUGAUCUCAAGCUCCAGCAAAGAUAAAUAACCCAGCUCAUCAAUAA
Pteronotus mesoamericanus is the source of this 930-nucleotide messenger RNA. It is a transcript of the gene RTL4, whose product is annotated as retrotransposon Gag like 4. Lineage: Eukaryota; Metazoa; Chordata; Mammalia; Chiroptera; Mormoopidae. The record is from RefSeq and is a predicted model, not a curated record.